AUGGGAAUCACAGUUCUCUUCCUUGAUGAAAAUCGCGGGGCCGUCCUAGAGGGAUCGUAUGAGAAGGACAAGAAGCCGUCUAUACCGCAGCUUUCAGGAGCAGUGUGGGAAGCAUGCUCGAGUUUCAAGAAGGUUCCUGCGACAAACAUCACUGCCAUCGGCAGGGCUAUUACUCAGGUUGCUGUUUCCAUGAAGGAUGUCCUUAGGGAGAUGAAAGAAGUGAAACCAGCUUCACCUGAGGAUGAGGCAUCUGGUGAUGACGAAGAUGAUGAUGAUGAUUUAGGGAAUGAUCUGUCUCCUGAAGAAAUGGAAGUUGCUCAAAUGGUAGCUGAGAUUAUGUCUGAGACCAUUAUGGUGAUAAAAGAACUCAUCCGAGUUAUCACCGGGAUGAUCAAGCUGGAGAACCCGAAAGAUAACAGCGGGUUUGUGGACUCGCUUGAGAAGCUGCUGAAGCUGUGUAAAGGAACUGGAGAUCAAAUCGAUGAGAUUGGAGCUUGCGUUUAUCCUCCGCAGGAGAUUGUUAAGAUGAAGCAAGCGCUGAAGAUAAUACAGGGAAACCUCGAUGAAGUCGAGUCCGAAGUUGAGGGUUUGAAGAGUGCUUCAGAGGCAUUUACAGGAGCUUGCGGGAAGCUAAGAAGCUCGAUUAAACACAUGGAAGGUGAGUUAGACAAGAGAUGUGAGGAUGAAGUAGUUGCUGGAAUGCAGAAUGUUACUCUCGGCAGUUAGAAUGUUUGGGAUUUUGCAAGGUUUCUUCUGAAGUUACAUUUUUGUGUGUUUUUAAUUUUUUAUUACAGUAAAGUCGUGUACUUUUUAUGUUCCUGUCGGAAAGUAGCAUGUGUCCUUUUAACAUUCAUGUAAUAUGCAUUGUUCAAUGUGUUGCGUUACACUUCCUAUAACUUUAGGAUGUAGCUUAGAUUUUGCUUUCGUAUCUUACCAAACUUGGAACAAUGAAAACUUCAUUUUGGAAACUA
Messenger RNA from Brassica napus (rape), 971 nucleotides. RefSeq lists its product as uncharacterized. The record is from RefSeq and is a predicted model, not a curated record. Bases 1 to 726 code for a protein of 241 amino acids. NCBI's taxonomy places the organism in Eukaryota, Viridiplantae, Streptophyta, Magnoliopsida, Brassicales, Brassicaceae. Gene Ontology annotation, biological process: regulation of cell cycle. The transcript has 2 exons. Gene Ontology annotation, cellular component: nucleus.